AUGUCUGAGAACGAGACGGGAGUCUUCUUAGUGAGGAAUAGCACCACAAUUGUCGGCGAUCUGGUCCUGUGUGUGAGGUCUAGUGAAAUGCUCCACUCAUUUGUUGAUGACAUGCAUUCAUUCAUUUGCUUACUUCCCAACAGAGAGGAUAAUAAAGUGAGUCAUUAUAUCAUCAAUAAGAUCCAGCCGUCGGCAGAUCAGACCCGGUUUAGAAUCGGGGAUCAGAUGUUUCCGGACGUUCCGGCGCUCCUCAACUUCUAUAAACUUCAUUAUUUGGACACAACUCCACUCAUUAGACCCGCGUCCAAACGGGUGGAGAAAGUGAGGGCUCGCUAUGACUUCGAAGGAAGCGGUGAUUCCGAUGACCUGCCCUUCAGGAAGAAUGAAGUGCUGACAGUGAUAUCGAAAGACGAGGAUCAGUGGUGGACCGCACGUAAUAGUUUAGGACAA
This is a messenger RNA of Medioppia subpectinata, 450 nucleotides long. NCBI's taxonomy places the organism in Eukaryota, Metazoa, Arthropoda, Arachnida, Sarcoptiformes, Oppiidae. The record is from the annotation of a GenBank genome assembly.